Molecule: messenger RNA, 1745 nt
Organism: Solanum dulcamara
Lineage: Eukaryota; Viridiplantae; Streptophyta; Magnoliopsida; Solanales; Solanaceae
Product: protein JINGUBANG-like
Exons: 2
Coding region: 68-1477 (469 amino acids)
Molecular function (GO): protein binding
Source: RefSeq, a predicted model, not a curated record
UUAACAUUUCCUUUGAGACAGUGCCCACAUCGUUACGCUUGUUAAAAUUUUUAUUUUUCAAGAAUACAUGAUGAGGAAUUCAAGAAAAUACAACAACAAAAUGGCUACGGAAGAUCACAACAACGUCCCUAGGAGACAAACGUUUGGGAGCAUGUUACAAUCUGAUCCAAAUUAUGAUCAAGACGAAUAUGCUAAUUUUCGUACGAGCAAUACGUCUGAUCAAUCUGUCCUUGUAAAUUAUGAUCAUAAUCAUCGCGCUUCUGGAUUGAGCUCCGACUACGACAUGAUGAUCUCUCCUUCUCCUUCAGAGGAACAUUAUUCAUUAUCGAUUACUCCAUAUUUAGCGCCUUCUAUGGACCUAACAUCUCCUUUAUCGAAAUCUCCAUGGUCAUCUCAUGUCGAAAGCUAUCUAUACAUGGGCCUUAUUGGCUCUCUUGUUCGUGAAGAAGGACAUAUAUAUUCAUUAGCGACUUCUGGAGACUUGUUAUAUACUGGAUCAGAUAGCAAGAAUAUUAGGAUAUGGAAGAAUCAAAAAGAAUUUGCAGGAUUCAAAUCAAAUAGUGGAUUGGUGAAGGCAAUAAUCAUUAAUGGAGAAAGAAUCUUCACGGGUCAUCAAGAUGGAAAGGUACGAGUGUGGAAGGUUUCUCCUAACGAUCCAAACGUUUAUAGGCGCAUCGGAACGUUACCAACUUUAAAGGCAUAUAUAAAAAGUUCAAUGAAUCCGAAUAAUUACGUUAAAGUGAGAAGAAAUAGAAAUUCCGUGUGGAUCAGACAUUUUGAUGCUAUUUCAUCUCUUAGCAUGAGUGAAGAUCAAAAUCUCUUAUAUUCAGCAUCUUGGGAUAGAACCAUAAAGGUUUGGAGAGCAUCCGAUUUUAAGUGUUUGGAAUCCAUAAACGCACAUGAAGAUGCAGUAAAUUCAGUAGUUAUUGGAUUUGAUGGGCUAAUCUUUUCGGGAUCAGCUGAUGGAACGGUAAAAGUUUGGAGAAGAGAAUUACAAGGUAAUAAAACAAAACACUUCUUUUCACAAACGUUGUUGAACCAAGAAUGCGCGGUAACAUCUUUGGUUGUUGAUCCCAGCUCCAAUUUCCUCUAUUGUGGUUCAUCUGAUGGACUAGUAAACUUUUGGGAACGCGCAAAGUUUUUGUCACAUGGAGGAGUUCUCAGAGGUCAUAAAUCAGCGGUUCUUUGUUUAGCCACCGCAGGGAAUUUAGUUUUUAGUGGAUCAGCUGACACGAAUAUUUGCGUGUGGAGAAGGGAAGGUUGUGAUCAUAUAUGUUUGUCGGUGUUGAAAGGACAUUCUGGUCCUGUUAAGUGUAUGGCUGUUGAAGAAGAUCAUGGGCCAACAAGUAAUUGUGAUCGACAAUUUAUCGUGUAUAGUGGUAGCCUCGAUAAAUCAGUGAAGAUUUGGAGAGUAUCACCAUGUCCACCUCCCAUGCAAGCACAACUUCAAGACCAGUCCCAAUGGGAUACGAGUUAGCAGAGCUGAAUUUAGAAUGUAAAACAUGUGGAUUCAAAAUGAGUAAAAUCAUAUAAUUAUAUAUGAUAUAUUUCCUCAAUCUCAAUUUAUCGUGUAUAGUGGUAGCUUGGAUAAAUCGGUGAAGAUUUGGAAAGAAAUCAUGGCCGUGCGCCGCAUGCAAGCCCAACUUCAAGACUAAUCCCAACAAUGGGUACAAGUUAGCAGAGCCGAGUUUAGAAUGUAGAAUAUGUGGAUUCAAAAUGAAUGACAUCAUAUUACAUAUAAUAUA